Messenger RNA from Peronospora belbahrii, 1113 nucleotides. The record is from the annotation of a GenBank genome assembly. Lineage: Eukaryota; Oomycota; Peronosporomycetes; Peronosporales; Peronosporaceae.
AUGGCUUCGGACCUCGUCGCGUACGUUUCCAAGCUAUUACCAGGCACGACGCUCCCUGAUGUUUCUCCAGCUGAUAUAAAGAAGAAAGAUUAUAGCUCUGUCCUAGAAGCUUUGAGUCCAAAAUUGCCGCAAUUACUGGCGUUAGACGCUGAAACCGACGUCGAGGGAGUCUUUUCUUUGCUGUUUACUAUCAUUUUGCAAGCCCCCAAGCCUGAAAGCGAGUUACUGAAGCUUCUACAGGCUAUACAGGAUGAGAAUAAAGCCAGUUCUGUGCUGCGUCUGCGUAUUGUUGCUUUGCUGUUUAAUAAGGCAAAGACAUUGCCCAAGGUGCAACUCCAGGCGCUGCUGAAUCUUCUAGCGCUUGCAUCGAGCUCAGAAAAUAUUGAUCUCGUGGCUCCCUACUUGACACAAGUAGAGACGUUGUUGGAUAUGCAACAUGUGAGUGUGGACGAUCUUCGUGCGCUGCUUUUGGCCGUAGCGAACGUGCUGGACCGGAACGACGAUAAGUUAAAGGUGCUGACUGUGCUGGAAAAGUAUUUGGCCACGUAUGAAAAGGGACAACUGGACAAGGAGCAAGCUUUGCGUGCAUGCAAAAUUGUGCUGCAAAACCCUGUGGCUAGUUUCUUAGCCCGUGUGGACUUGGCUAGCUUGGCGGUCGUGCAAACCUCGCUUCAGACUGACAAGAUCUACGAGCUGCUAGAUAUUGUAUCGACCAAAACACUAAAGGAGUUUAUCGUUUUCCAAAAAAGUGCUGGUGAUGUGUUUACAGAGAACGGGCUACAGGAGGCUGAACUAGUUGAUACGAUGCGUCUCUUUACGCUAUGUUCAUUGCCAACAGGAUUUAAGGCAAAUUCUUAUAGUGAUGUAGCGACGGCGCUGGAUGUGGAAGAAGAGAAAGUAGAGAAUUGGGUUGUGCGUGCAAUUACAGUUGGGCUUGUGAAUGCCAAGAUUGACCAGCUUGCUCGUACGGUGACCAUCUUGUCCUCGCUGCAGCGUCGUUUUGGUGUUGACCAAUGGAAGGAAAUUGACACGAAGCUGCAAUUAUACAAGAAAAACGUCGGUGGCUUGUUGGAUAUUAUCAGAAAUGCGCGUCGUGCUCAGGAACAGCAGUAG